Schistosoma bovis is the source of this 992-nucleotide messenger RNA. The record is from the annotation of a GenBank genome assembly. NCBI's taxonomy places the organism in Eukaryota, Metazoa, Platyhelminthes, Trematoda, Strigeidida, Schistosomatidae.
AUUUAACGUGGUGCGCUACUGGACUUUAACGGGGUUUGGUUGGCUUUUCGUCCGAUGCUCUGGACUAAUUCAGCGUACAAAAUCCAUUAUAACCCUCAACUAUCCUACAAGAAUUAAUAAAUUGGUAUCAGUGAACACCAGUUAUCAUUUGAUUCAGUUGAAUGUUUAGCAAAAAAUUCAUUUCAUCUACGUCUUUACAUUGUUUCCGUAGUCCUCGUAGAAGUCUGUUUUCCGCUCAAACUAAGAAGUUUUACAAGAAUGUGACUGUAUUUCAGUCAACUCAUGAAAAUUAUAAACAUCCAGUUUUUCAAAUUCUUCUCGAUCAACGUAAACUUCGGACUCCAACUGGAAUUCAUUUUCACGUACCGAAUCAAGCAUUAGCUGUCGCUGUUGCACAUGAAUGGGAUAGUCAGGUUGACACUAUAAAACGAUAUGCUAUGCCUUUGACAACAUUGUGCAAUCGAGCUUUGGAUACUCCAGCUGAUCAACAUGAUAUCCUAGUCAGCACUAUCAUGCAGUAUGCUGAUACUGAUACAAUCUGUUUCAGAUGUCAAGAACCAGAUGAUUUGGUUAAAGUGCAAUCUCUUUCAUGGGAUCCUAUCAUUAAUUGGGUUAACAAACAUUAUCAGAUUAAACCAGUCAUAACUGAUAGUAUGACUUCAUUGGCUAAACUAUCUCCUUUGGAUAAAGAGAAAUUAACACGUUAUUUUAACAGUUAUAAUAUAUGGGGUCUUACUGGCAUAAAAUCAUGUGUUGAAAACUUGAAAUCAGUUUAUCUUACAUUAGCUAUGCUGGAUGGAUUUUGUUCAGUUGCAAAAGCUGUUGAAUUAAGUCAAAUAGAAAUGUUAUUUCAGGUUAAUCGUUGGGGAGAUGUUCCUUCUUAUCAUGAUGUUGAAAAUGCUGAUCUUAAUGCACGUGUAUCUGCUGCUCUAUUUUUAGCUUUACUCAGUCAUUAUCGACAUGAUAUAAAAAUAAAAACAAGUAUAAAAUAA